Pelagomonas calceolata is the source of this 1177-nucleotide messenger RNA. NCBI's taxonomy places the organism in Eukaryota, Pelagophyceae, Pelagomonadales, Pelagomonadaceae. The record is from the annotation of a GenBank genome assembly.
GCAAGUCUCAUCAGCUCGCAGAGUGUCGCGUCUGGCUAUCGGCCGCGCGGGCCGAGCAGAGGCUGCCCGGUGCCAGGAAGGUACCUGGUGAGGCUGCCUAACAAAAGGCAAAGCGGCCCUUGCAAAAGAACCGAGACUUUCGGGAGGCACAGGGCCCAUGGGCUUCGCACUCAUCGAGCAGCCCCCUGCAAGAGGCAAGCGCGGCCGCGGCCGGGGCCGCGGCCGCCGCGCGCGCGAUCCCGUGAAGACGCCGGGCCGGACGAGGGAAGAAAGGUGCCUGCCUGAGUUAUUGUCGCGGCUGAGCCUCGGGAAGCACGCGCAAAAACUAAAACAUUUGGACUACGCCGGCAUGAAAACUGUAGAUCAGGACGAUCUGGAAACGUUGGGAUUGGACGCCGAGGCGGCCGCCCGGCUCAUCGGAGCCUCUAGAAGAGAGGUCGGGGAGCUCCUCUUCUACAAGCCCCAGGGCUUCGGUUUUAUAAGACCACUCGGCGAGACGGACCGCAAGAAGAACAUCAUGGCGCACCGCUCCGCGUUUUCGCAUCCGUCCGUGCCGCUGCGGCUGCCGCCGAGUUCCUUGGUGGCCUACGCGCUGGGAAGCCACAACGGCGCGACCGUCGCGCGGGAGGUGCGACCUUUGGAUGCCUCCCAGGCGCCCGUGCUCGAACCUGACCCUCCUGCCGCGGUCGUGACGCCCCCGGCAUCUCCACCAAAGAAGGAGCCCGACGCCUCGGAACCGCCGUCGGCGCCCCAAAUACCUACCGUCAAAAGGAACGAGAGUUUCGGGACGCUCAGUGCCGAUGGGAUCGUCGGGCCCUACGGCUACGGCGAGUGGCGCGACGACGAUAGACAGGAGGACCCCGUCUUCACGCCUCCUACUGAUACCAUGGCGUCGUCGUCGUCGGGCCGUAGUAGUAACCCCUUCGGGACGAUCGUCGCGCCCAUCGGGACACCAGCAACAACCAUACAGCCGCCGCCACCGCCGCCGCCCAUACAACAAACAAAUAACGCCGCGGAGUGCCCGUGCUGCCUGCAGCCGGGCCGCGACACGGCGCUCGUGCCCUGCGGUCAUGUAUUGUGCGGCCGGUGCGUCGCCACAUACCUCAAACGCGACGACGCCGACGCGUGCCCCGUCUGCCGCGCGCCCGUGCUCCACGCCAUGCGCAUAUUCCUUUAA